UUCUAUUGGGUUAAUGUUUGUUGUGGCUGUCCUGUGUGUGUUGGGAGUGUUUUCCGCCGAGUCUGAGAUUUUGCUCUGUUUCUUCUAUCUCUGUCGCUGUGGUUUUUCUUUUAUGCCCAAAAACAGAUUAAAAAAAAAAAGCGGCAACAGUGGAAGAAGAAGAAGCAAAAUUCAGAAUCCGGUAGCAAAACAGAAACAAAUGCAGUAACUGUUAACAAGCUUGAGUUGUGUGUUCUAGGUAAAGAGUUGAGAGUUGAAGUGACUCCCUCGCUCGCACGCGUGGGAGUUGGAGAAGACUGAAGAGGGUUGAAUCGGAAUUGAAAAGAAAAAAGGAGCACCAGAAUAAUUUUCUUUGAAAGACAGCGGAAUCUUACAGAAUCACACUACAGGAUUUGUGGUUUUUGCACCACGCUUCACUUCUCUAACUCCAAGUUUCGACCUGUUGAAUCCGAUUUUUAAUUUUUAUUUCCUUAUCAAAUUGAAGUUUUAGUUUUUAGGGGAUAUGGAGGGUGGGAAUAGGGUUCCGGGGUCAGGGGAGGGUGACCCUUCUUACUGGCUGGACGCCUGUGAGGACAUAUCAUGUGAUUUCAUUGAUUUUGAUGUGUCUUCAAUUGUGUCUGAGCAGCCUGACAACGCUUCCAACCAGGAUUUCUUUGGUGGGAUUGAUCGAAUCCUUGAUAGCAUAAAGAAUGGUGGUGGCCUCCCGCUUGAUGCCGAAUCCAAUUCCAAUGCUACACAACAACCAUGAGUUUUGGUUGGUUGUUUUGUGGAAAACGGAGGCCUGAGCAGAGGGCGCGAUCAGUUGAGGGAAUAUGAUGUUGAUGGUGAAGAGAGAUACUGCAAAAGGGCGAGGCUUGGCAACUAUAAGAAUGACAGGCAUUAUUCUGGUAGAGUUAAUUAUCAAUUCAAGGAGAAAGAGAGGUGUUUUAAUAGGAAGAGGCCUCGGGAUAGUAGAGAUGAGAUUGAUGUUAGGAGGGACAAAGAUAGUAGCAGGAAAAAAGAACAUUAUGGCAAUUGUGGCUGGAGAGAUGUUAGAGAUAGGGAUUGGAGGGAUAGAGAGCAGAGGGGUUACUGGGAGAGGGAUAAAUUGGGUUCUAAUGACAUGGUUUUUCGCGUGGGCACUUGGGAAGCCGGUAGGGAUCGAGAAGAGAAAAUGGCUAAUGACACAAAACAGGAAAGCAAUGGAAAGCUUGACAAGACAUCUGAGGAGGCUAAGGAGAGGGUUCCUGAGGAGAAAGCUAGACAGUAUCAAUUGGAUGUUCUUGAGCAGGCAAAGACGAAGAAUACUAUAGCUUUUCUUGAAACCGGAGCAGGGAAGACCCUCAUUGCAGUUCUUCUCAUCAAAAGUAUACACGAGAGUUUGCAAAAGCAAAAUAAAAAAAUGCUUGCAGUAUUUUUAGUUCCAAAAGUCCCACUUGUUUACCAGCAAGCUGAAGUAAUUCGUGAGCGGACUGGCUAUCAAGUGGGUCAUUACUGUGGAGAAAUGGGUCAGGAUUUCUGGGAUGCUCGAAGGUGGCAGCGUGAAUUCGACACUAAACAUGUCUUAGUCAUGACAGCUCAAAUUCUUCUGAACAUCUUGAGGCAUAGCAUCAUUAAAAUGGAAGCAAUCAAUCUCCUAAUUCUUGAUGAGUGCCAUCAUGCUGUUAAGAAACAUCCAUAUUCGCUGGUGAUGUCUGAGUUCUACCACACAACUCCUAAAGAGAACAGGCCAUCUGUAUUUGGAAUGACUGCUUCUCCUGUAAACUUGAAGGGAGUCUCCAGCCAAGUAGAUUGUGCAAUAAAAAUUCGAAAUCUUGAGAGCAAGCUGGAUUCAAUAGUUUGUACCAUUAAAGAUCGCAAGGAGCUGGAGAGACAUGUGCCCAUGCCCUCUGAAGUUGUGGUGGAGUAUGACAAAGCCGGCAGUUUAUGUUAUCUACAUGAGCAAAUAAAGCAGAUGGAGGUUGAAGUUGAAGAAGCUGCAAAAUCGAGUUCAAGGAGAAGCAAAUGGCAGUUUAUGGGAGCUAGAGAUGCUGGCGCAAAAGAGGAGCUGCGACAAGUAUAUGGUGUUUCUGAGAGAACAGAAAGUGAUGGAGCUGCAAACCUAAUUCAGAAGUUGAGAGCUAUCAAUUAUGCACUUGGUGAACUGGGGCAGUGGUGUGCAUUUAAGGUUGCCCAAUCUUUUCUAGCAGCUUUGCAGAAUGAUGAAAGGGCUAACUACCAACUAGAUGUCAAGUUUCAGGAAUCUUAUCUUAGCAAAGUUGUCUCUCUUCUGAAAUGUCAGUUGUCAGAGGGUGCAGUUUCUGACAAACAUGCUGAAGUUGAUGACUCAAAGCAUGAAACAACUUGCAAUGGGACUGAACCUGAAGAGAUUGAGGAAGGAGAACUUCCAGACAGUCAUGUUGUCUCUGGUGGGGAGCAUGUGGAUGUCAUAAUAGGAGCAGCUGUAGCUGAUGGGAAGGUGACCCCCAAGGUGCAGGCACUCAUCAAAAUACUACUGAAGUAUCAGAACACAGAAGACUUCCGUGCAAUCAUCUUUGUUGAGCGUGUUGUGUCUGCAUUAGUUCUACCGAAGGUCUUUGCAGAGCUCCCAUCUCUUAGUUUUGUGAAAUGUGCAAGCUUGAUUGGUCACAACAAUAGUCAGGAAAUGCGGACCUACCAAAUGCAGGAUACAAUUGCCAAGUUCCGUGAUGGGAGGGUUACAUUGUUAGUUGCUACUAGUGUUGCUGAAGAAGGGCUUGAUAUCCGGCAAUGCAAUGUCGUUAUUCGCUUUGACCUUGCAAAGACUGUUCUGGCAUACAUUCAAUCUAGGGGUCGUGCUAGAAAGCCUGGGUCUGAUUACAUCCUGAUGGUUGAGAGGGGAAAUUUGUCACAUGAAGCAUUCCUUAGGAAUGCAAGAAACAGCGAGGAGACCUUACGCAAAGAAGCAAUAGAGAGAACAGACCUUAGUCAUCUGAAAGACACUUCAAGAUUGAUUUCAGUAGAUACCCGACCGGGAACAGUUUACCAGGUCAAGUCAACCGGGGCAGUUGUGAGCUUAAAUUCUGCUGUAGGUCUUAUCCACUUCUACUGUUCCCAACUACCAAGCGACAGGUAUUCAAUUCUUCGCCCUGAGUUUAUCAUGGAGAAGCAUGAAAAACCAGGAUGUCCCACUGAAUAUUCUUGCAAGCUUCAACUACCUUGUAAUGCGCCAUUUGAAAAUCUUGAGGGUCCUAUCUGCAGUUCAAUGCGUCUGGCACAACAGGCUGUUUGUCUGGCUGCUUGCAAGAAAUUGCAUGAGAUGGGAGCAUUCACUGACAUGCUAUUGCCGGACAAAGGAAGUGGGGGAGAAAGAGAAAAGGCUGAGCAAAAUGAUGAAGGGGAUCCACUUCCAGGGACUGCUAGACACAGGGAGUUCUAUCCUGAAGGUGUGGCUGACACACUGAAGGGAGAAUGGAUCUUAUCUGGAAAAGAUGCUUACAACAAUUCCAAAUUGUUUCAUCUUUAUAUGUAUUCCGUGGAGUGCGAAAAUGUAGGAAUUUCAAAGGAUCCGUUCUUAACUCAAGUUUCAGAUUUUGCAGUACUUUUUGGCAAUGAGCUGGAUGCAGAGGUGUUAUCGAUGUCAAUGGAUCUAUUUAUCGCUCGAACUGUGACUACAAAGGCAUCUCUUGUCUUUAGAGGGUCAAUAGAUAUCAGUGAGAGUCAGUUGGCGACCCUGAAAAGCUUUCAUGUACGGUUAAUGAGCAUUGUCUUGGAUGUGGAUGUUGAACCUUCUACCACUCCUUGGGAUCCCGCAAAAGCAUAUUUAUUUGUCCCAAUGAUUAGCGAUAAGUCUGUAGAUCCUGUGAAACAAAUUGACUGGUUUAUGGUCGAGACAAUAAUUGGAUCGGAUGCAUGGAAAAAUCCCCUCCAGAAGGCUCGGCCAGAUGUUUACCUUGGUACUAAUGAGAGAACUUUAGGUGGAGACAGAAGGGAGUAUGGAUUUGGAAAAUUGCGUCAUGGCAUGGCGUUUGGGCAAAAAGCACAUCCAACCUAUGGAAUCAGAGGAGCUGUAGCCCAGUUUGAUGUGGUAAAAGCUUCAGGAUUGGUUCCUAACAGAGAUGCCAUCCAAACACAAAAACAUAUCAGUUUGACGACCAAAGGAAAAUUGAUGAUGGCGGAUACUUGUACUAACGCAGAGGAUCUGGUUGGGAAAAUUGUAACUGCUGCACACUCUGGGAAGAGGUUUUAUGUUGAUUCAAUACGUUAUGAUAUGUCUGCAGAAGAUUAUUACAAGCAAAAGUAUGGGGUUGAUUUGAUUUACAAGCAUCAACCGCUUAUAAGAGGGCGUGGUGUGUCAUACUGUAAGAAUCUUCUUUCCCCUCGAUUCGAACACAGUGAAGCACAUGAAGGAGAAUCUGAAGAAUCUCAUGACAAAACAUAUUACGUGUUCCUUCCUCCUGAACUAUGCCUAGUACACCCUCUUCCUGGAUCACUUGUUCGGGGUGCCCAGAGAUUGCCUUCAAUCAUGAGGAGGGUUGAAAGUAUGCUACUUGCAGUUCAGCUUAGGAAUAUGAUAAAUUAUCCUGUGCAGGCUUUGAAGAUCUUGGAGGCCUUGACUGCUGCAUCUUGUCAGGAGACAUUCUGCUAUGAAAGGGCAGAGCUUCUUGGAGAUGCUUACCUGAAAUGGGUCGUUAGUCGAUUUCUUUUCCUAAAAUACCCGCAGAAACAUGAGGGCCAACUUACUAGGAUGAGGCAACAAAUGGUCAGCAACAUGGUUUUAUAUCAGUAUGCAUUAAGUAAAGGCCUUCAAUCAUAUAUUCAAGCAGAUCGCUUUGCCCCAUCAAGAUGGGCGGCUCCUGGGGUGCUGCCUGUCUUCGAUGAGGAUACCAAGGAUGGAGAGUCAACUUUAUUUGACCAGGAUACAUCCAUUUCUAACACUGAGAGAAUGGAUUGUCACACUGAUGAAUAUGAAGAUGAGCUGGAAGAUGGUGAGCUUGAGAGUGAUUCAAGUUCUUACAGAGUACUGUCCAGCAAGACACUUGCUGAUGUUGUGGAAGCACUCAUUGGUGUAUAUUAUGUCCAAGGAGGUAAGCGUGCCGCUAACCACCUUAUGAAAUGGAUUGGCAUUCAGAUAGAGUUUGAUCCUGCUGAUGAGAUGGACUGUGCAAGAAAGCCUUUCAAUGUUCCAGAGAGCAUACUUAGGAGUGUUGAUUUUGAUGCAUUAGAAGGUGCUUUGAAUAUGAAGUUUAAAGACAGGGGGCUUCUGGUAGAAGCCAUUACUCAUGCGUCCAGACCAUCAUCAGGAGUAUCCUGUUAUCAGCGGUUGGAAUUUGUUGGUGAUGCAGUUUUGGACCAUCUUAUUACCAGGCAUUUGUUUUUCACUUACACAAAUUUGCCACCGGGACGAUUGACUGACCUUCGGGCUGCUGCUGUAAAUAAUGAAAAUUUUGCUCGUGUUGCAGUUAAACACAAUCUUCAUGUGCAUCUCCGACAUGGGUCUAGUGCCUUAGAAAAGCAGAUCAAAGAAUUUGUCAAGGAAGUUCAGGAUGAAUUGUCAAAACCGGGAUUUAACUCCUUUGGCCUGGGAGACUGCAAAGCUCCCAAGGUCCUUGGUGACAUUGUUGAAUCUAUUGCUGGCUCCAUUUUUCUUGAUAGUGGAAGGGACACUACUCUCGUUUGGAAGGUUUUUCAGCCUCUAUUGCAUCCCAUGGUUACACCAGAGACUCUGCCAAUGCAUCCUGUGCGUGAGCUGCAAGAGCGAUGCCAGCAGCAGGCCGAAGGCUUAGAAUACAGAGCAAGUCGUGUUGGCAAUCUGGCCACUGUUGAAGUAUUCAUUGAUGGCGUGCAAGUUGGGGCCGCUCAAAAUCCACAAAAGAAAAUGGCUCAGAAAUUAGCUGCCAGAAAUGCCCUAGCUGCUUUGAAAGAAAAGGAGGUGGCAAAGAAUCAGAAGAAUGAUGAAAAUGGGAAAAAGAAUGGAAACCAAACAUUUACCAGACAAACAUUAAACGAUAUUUGUUUGCGAAGAAAUUGGCCUAUGCCAUUCUAUCGAUGUGUGAAUGAGGGUGGUCCAGCACAUGCGAAGCGUUUCACAUUUGCGGUGCGCGUCAAUACUACUGAUAGAGGAUGGACAGAUGAAUGUGUUGGAGAGCCAAUGCCCAGUGUCAAGAAGGCCAAAGACUCUGCUGCUGUUCUUCUCUUAGAACUACUAAAUAAAUUAUACUCAUGAAAGAUGGAGUGAGUGGUUAUUCUCAUUCUAUUUUUUCUAAACAUUCAACAAUUCUUAUAUACCAUGUUUCAGUCAUUCAGUGAAUACUUGAAUAAAUAAACAGCAGCAAAAUCUACAACUGUGCUGUAUCAUCUCUGAUUCCGCUGAUAAAAGUACACAAGAGAUGAUAGUAUGUAUGACCCUCAAGUCCUCAACUCUUCUAAGUUAUGAUUAAUGUUUAUGAGCACUUACCAAGGCCAGUCUUUCCAACAGAGGAUGGGAAACAGCCAACUAUGUAGUCUUUGAUUGUUUUUUAGAGCUCAUAUUAUAGGUAACCUGUCGACACUGUCACUGAAAAUGAUAGUAUUAUUUAUACUUCUAUCAACUAAAUUGCCCACAUCUUAAUCCAAUAACAAAUCGUUAGUGAUA
Molecule: messenger RNA, 6571 nt
Organism: Arachis duranensis
Lineage: Eukaryota; Viridiplantae; Streptophyta; Magnoliopsida; Fabales; Fabaceae
Product: endoribonuclease Dicer homolog 1
Biological process (GO): siRNA processing
Cellular component (GO): nucleus; cytoplasm
Molecular function (GO): protein binding; ATP binding; ribonuclease III activity
Source: RefSeq, a predicted model, not a curated record